This is a messenger RNA of Durio zibethinus, 2267 nucleotides long. RefSeq lists its product as uncharacterized. Gene Ontology annotation, biological process: protein dephosphorylation. Gene Ontology annotation, molecular function: protein phosphatase regulator activity; protein binding. Gene Ontology annotation, cellular component: protein phosphatase type 2A complex; cytosol; cytoplasm. NCBI's taxonomy places the organism in Eukaryota, Viridiplantae, Streptophyta, Magnoliopsida, Malvales, Malvaceae. The record is from RefSeq and is a predicted model, not a curated record.
AAAUUUAAAAAAAAAAAAAAUCACAGUAAAUCCAAAAUAUUCCAUUUCUCCAGCUUUCCUUUUCUGAGAGACAGCCGGCGGGAAGGCCUCCAGGCUCCAGAUCGAUAUCACUAGUCAAUUGAAGCUGCCGGACAUUGGAAUACGAUGUCUAUGGUUGAAGAACCAUUGUAUCCGAUAGCUGUCCUCAUAGAUGAGCUAAAAAAUGAUGACAUCCAACUUCGUUUGAACUCGAUCCGUAGGCUUUCAACAAUUGCACGUGCUCUUGGGGAAGACCGGACCAGGAAGGAAUUAAUUCCAUUUUUGAGUGAAAACAAUGACGAUGAUGAUGAGGUGCUUCUUGCAAUGGCUGAGGAACUGGGAGUGUUUAUUCCCUAUGUUGGGGGUGUUGAGCAUGCCCAUGUUUUGCUGCCACCUUUGGAAACCCUUUGCACUGUUGAAGAAACCUGUGUAAGGGACAAAGCUGUCGAGUCAUUAUGCAGAAUUGGAUCUCAGAUGAGAGAGAAUGACUUAGUUGACUGGUUUAUUCCUCUAGUUAAGAGGCUGGCUGCUGGUGAAUGGUUUACUGCUCGAGUUUCAGCCUGUGGGUUGUUUCAUAUUGCUUAUCCAAGUGCCUCCGAGAUGCUGAAAACAGAAUUACGGUCAAUAUACAGUCAAUUGUGUCAAGAAGACAUGCCCAUGGUAAGAAGGUCUGCCGCGUCAAAUCUGGGGAAAUUUGCUGCGACAGUUGAAUCUGCUUAUUUGAAGGCUGACAUCAUGCAAAUAUUUGAGGAUCUUACACAAGAUGAUCAAGAUUCAGUUCGAUUAUUGGUUGUUGAGGGAUGUCCCACUCUUGGAAAGUUGUUGAAGCCCCAGGAUUGUGUUGCACACAUUCUCCCUGUAAUUGUCAAUUUCUCCCAGGAUAAAUCUUGGCGUGUGCGUUAUAUGGUUGCAAAUCAAUUAUAUGAACUUUGUGAUGCUGUGGGACCAGAGCCAACUAGGACUGACUUGGUGCCUGCAUAUGUGUGGUUACUUCGUGAUAAUGAGGCUGAGGUUCGCAUAGCAGCUGCUGGAAAAGUAACUAAAUUUUGUCGAAUUUUGAGUCCUGAACUUGCAAUCCUACAAAUUCUUCCUUGUGUUAAGGAACUGUCAUCAGAUUCUUCCCAACACGUCCGCUCAGCUUUGGCUUCAGUUAUAAUGGGAAUGGCUCCAGUCCUUGGAAAGGAUGCAACUAUUGAGCAGCUUCUUCCAAUAUUUCUUUCGCUCUUGAAGGAUGAAUUUCCUGAUGUGCGCCUCAACAUAAUCAGCAAGCUUGAUCAAGUGAAUCAGGUUAUUGGAAUUGAUCUAUUGUCCCAAUCCUUAUUGCCAGCCAUCGUUGAGCUUGCAGAGGAUAGACAUUGGAGGGUUCGGCUUGCAAUAAUUGAAUAUAUACCAUUAUUGGCAAGUCAGUUAGGUGUUGGGUUUUUUGAUGAUAAACUUGGUGCCCUUUGCAUGCAAUGGUUGCAAGAUAAGGUUUACUCUAUUCGAGAUGCAGCUGCUAACAAUUUAAAGCGACUUGCUGAAGAAUUUGGCCCAGAUUGGGCAAUGCAGCACAUUAUUCCACAGGUAUUAGAGAUGGUUAACAAUUCAAACUAUUUGUAUCGGAUGACCAUUCUUCGUGCCAUUUCUCUUCUUGCUCCUGUUAUGGGCUUAGAAAUAACAUGUUCUAAACUGUUGCCAGUCGUCAUCAAUGCAUCAAAAGACAGGGUCCCAAACAUUAAGUUUAAUGUGGCAAAGGUUUUGCUGUCCCUGGUUCCUAUCGUUGAUCAAUCUGUGGUGGAGAAGACAAUACGUCCUUGCUUGGUUGAGCUCGGUGAGGACCCAGAUGUGGAUGUCCGCUAUUUUGCUAAUGAAGGACUUCAGUCAAUCCAUCAUGUCAUGAUUUCGAGCUAGGCCACACCUGUUCCUAGGAUUCACUGCCGAAACCUUCCCAAUCGUCAAAGAUCACUUUGCUGGAGAUGCUUUGCUUUUGCUCGUUAGGUUGGUUGUCUUUUGUAAUUUGUAAUGCUCUGUAGCUUUGUUGUUUCUUGUGGGCUAUGGCUGAUAUGUAGACAAGCCAUAUUUGGCUACUGAAAAUGUGUUCAAGCUUGAGAGACAUAUCCCUAAUUAAUCUUUGAAAUAUGUGAUUUUUUUGUGUUUAUAUUUGAUUAAACUUUAUAUUUAGAUCUUAAAAGAAAAUCAUGCCCCUGCCCCUGGCUGAGGAAUUUUUGCAAAGCUACAUUAUGCCCUGCAAUACAAAGAAUGCUGGUUAC